AUGCUGCAGCAAGAAAGUACUUUUUGCUGCUGCUGCGCUGCUUCGGAGCAGCAGCAGACAAACAAGCUGCAGCAGCACUCGCUGCAGCAGCAGACAAACCAGCUGCAGCAGCAAACGCUGCAGCAGCAGACAAACCAGCUGCAGCAGCAAACGCUGCAGCAGCAGACAAACAAGGUGCAGCAGCAAAUGCUGCAGCAGCAGACAAACAAGCUGCAACAGCAAAUGCUGCAGCAGCAAACCUCCUCGCCAAACCCCCGCGCAGCUCCCUCUGCGUCGUCACCAACAAAGACAAGGUCCCCGCGGUGGUUGCUGGCCUGCGCGAGCUGGACAUUGAGUGCACAGUGA
This is a messenger RNA of Eimeria tenella, 345 nucleotides long. RefSeq lists its product as uncharacterized. Bases 1 to 345 code for a protein of 114 amino acids. The record is from RefSeq and is a predicted model, not a curated record. The transcript is spliced from 2 exons. Lineage: Eukaryota; Apicomplexa; Conoidasida; Eucoccidiorida; Eimeriidae.